Populus euphratica (Euphrates poplar) is the source of this 1571-nucleotide messenger RNA. RefSeq names its product probable E3 ubiquitin-protein ligase LUL4. Gene Ontology annotation, biological process: protein ubiquitination. Lineage: Eukaryota; Viridiplantae; Streptophyta; Magnoliopsida; Malpighiales; Salicaceae. The record is from RefSeq and is a predicted model, not a curated record. Gene Ontology annotation, molecular function: ubiquitin protein ligase activity. The transcript is spliced from 4 exons. Bases 63 to 1352 code for a protein of 429 amino acids.
UAAAACCAAAGCAAAUGUCUCCAUAAACAACUUUGAACAAAACAAGUUCUACCAGUUCAAAGAUGGGUUCCGCUUCCAGCAGGCAAAGAAGAAACCACCGCCAAAACAACCACCUCCACCAUCGUCAAAACCCACAACACCCUUCUCUACCUUCCUCAUCCUCCACCACCGCCACCACCCCAAUUCACCAACAUCCCUCUUUCUCCAACACCAACAAUACUAAUAACCUCUACCCACAAAACAGUUCAAUACCUUCUAGUAAUAAUUCCUUAACAAGUACUGUACCACCACCACCAUCAUCACCGUUACCGCCACCGCCACCUCCACAUCCACCGAUACCACCUCUACAACAGCCACAAAGUUAUUUUUUUGCAGCGAAUGCACCAUACAGUACUCCUAUGAUUCCCACAAGUUCUGCUUACGGUUCUUAUAGUUGCCAUUACCCUCCUCCUCCUCCUCCUUUCAAUAAUAAUGGAUGGGGGUCAUAUCAUUAUCAUCAAGCUGGUUUCAUGGGACCACCACUGCAACCAUCAACACAGGUGAGACAUCAUAAUUCGGGACUGGUGCAGCCGCCGGGUUAUGUGGAUCAUAAUCAAGCGAAGACAAUCAAGAAUGCUGUGAAUGUGAAUAAGUCUAGUAUUAAAGUUUUUGCGGAUGAGAAUAAUUUGGAUUCUCACUUGGUUUCCUUCACUUUUGAUGCUGUUGUUGAUGGCAGCAUCACCAUAUUUUAUUUUGCAAAGGAAGGAGACAAUUGUACAUUUGUACCAGUUUACCCUGAAAUCUAUAUGCCAAGGAAAAUCCCCUUUGAGAAAGGAGUGGGCCAAAUAUUCUCACAGCCAUCAGGAACAGGCAUUGACCUUGGCUUUUUUGAAUUGGAUCAGCUAUCGAAGCCCUCGCCCAAGGGAGAUAUAUUUCCGCUUGUUAUCUUUGCUGAAGCAUCCUCACCUUCUCCCUCUACAUCUACGAGUCAAGAGCCUGACAAGCCUUUGCCAACAAUGUCUGCUCAUGCACAAAUAACUAAAGCUGUCUUGGUGAAAAACAACGAAGGCCAUUUUCAAGUAAAAGUAGCCAAACAAAUCUUAUGGAUCGAUGGGAUUCAUUAUGAGUUGCAAGAGAUCUUUGGCAUUGCCAAUUCUGAUAGUGCUGGCGUUGAUGAGGAGACUGCUUCUGGAAAAGAAUGCAUUAUUUGCAUGACUGAGCCAAAGGAUACUACUGUUUUACCUUGUCGACAUAUGUGCUUGUGCAGCGGAUGCGCAAAGGAGUUGAGGUCUCGAUCGGAUAGGUGUCCUAUAUGUCGCCAACCCAUACAGCAACUUAUGGAGAUCAUGGUUAAUAAUUCUCAUCCUGAAUAAAGAACCAGUAGACCAUCGGGUGAGGGUUGCCUGAAAAGUUUAUGAUGACUUGAAGCACUGAUCUGCGCUCAAGUCCUGCUUUAGCGUCUCUCUGUGGCUUGGGAUGACAAUUAUCUUUACACAUGAAAGGUUGAGGUAGUUUUUCUUCUUCUUUUUUCUGUAUAAACUGGGUGCAUUUUCUAAUAAAGAAAAGGGCAUCAUCUUGAUGUGUUUUUUUCU